AUGAAUCCGCCGCCAUUAGUGAUUCAGCAAUCGCUUCCACGUGUCAUACCAACAUUCGACGGCAGAUAUGAGCACUGGGAGAAGUUUAAAAUAAUGUUCCGAGAUGUAGUGGAUCGAAGCAAUGAGCCUCCUCGCAUCAAGCUGUAUCAUCUAGAGAAGGCUCUAGUGGGAGAAGCUGCCAAAUUGAUUGACGCCAGGACGCUAAACGAAGGAAACUACGACAGAGCCUGGCAACUGCUAGAGGAGAGAUACGAGAACAAGCGGCGAUUGAUCGAUUUGCAUAUUCGCGGGUUGUUAAGCAUGCAAAAAAUAGUGAAAGAAAAUUACAAUGAGCUGCAAAAAUUAGUUGAAACUUUCAGCAACCAUGUAGAGAAUUUAAAGUUCCUUGGACAAGAUUUUACUGGUGUUUCAGAGCAAAUUGCUGUUUAUCUGUUAGCACAAUCCAUUGAUGACGAGACGAAGAAACUUUGGGAGGCGACCAUACGGCGAGAUGAACUACCAAAUUUUGACUUAACAGUCCAAUUUUUAAAAGAUCGAGUGUCAAUUUUGGAAAGAUGUCAGCCAACCGAAGAAAUUAAAUUCAAGCAGCAGCGCAUUUAUUCGAACCCGUCCUCGGAAGAACCUUCGAUUCAGCGUUUCAACUCAGCGAAUUCUCCUGCAGUGCAACAAAGUCAAUGUGAUUUCUGCAGUAACAUCCAUCCAUCUUACAAGUGUCUGGAAUUCAACAGUUCUACAUUGAGUCAACGUCUGCUGAAGGUUAAGGAAAGGAACUGCUGUUUUAACUGCCUACGUCGAGGCCAUCGAGUAAUAGAGUGUCCAUCGAAAAGAACGUGCAUCAAAUGUCAACGGAAACAUCACACCUUGCUUCAUAGCGACGGAACUGUACCGAAGAGCAAUGUUGAUAAGAGACAACAUUCCCAAACCAGUGUCGCAGUGGAACCGACAACAACCUUUGAAGAGAAUGCUGCAUGCCAGUCCACAGUAACAUCAGCUCUGUCCAAUACACGGUCAAACCCAGUCAGCCAAGUGGUGUUAUACACUGCUUUAGUCAAAGUUUUAGAUCGAGAUCAGCAAAUACAUCAAUGCCGUGCCCUGUUGGAUUGUGGCUCACAGGUGAGUUUCAUUUCGCAAUCACUCCAAAAUAGUUUAAAUCUUAACAUAGAAGAAGUGAAUGUUCCCAUAGCUGGAAUCGGUAAUGUUAGGUCGCUUGUGAAGCAGAAGUGUUCUGUUCAAAUUCGAUCACAUUGCACUAAUUUUGAGUUCAAUUUGGAUUGUCUUAUCACGCCAAAGGUUACCGGCAACAUCCCGGCUAUUCAUUUCACGACUGUGAAUUGGAACAUACCCACAGGAAUUCAAUUAGCAGAUCCCUACUCAGAUCCCUAA
This is a messenger RNA of Toxorhynchites rutilus septentrionalis, 1383 nucleotides long. RefSeq lists its product as uncharacterized. The record is from RefSeq and is a predicted model, not a curated record. NCBI's taxonomy places the organism in Eukaryota, Metazoa, Arthropoda, Insecta, Diptera, Culicidae. The coding region runs from base 1 to 1383 and encodes 460 amino acids. The transcript has a single exon. Gene Ontology annotation, molecular function: nucleic acid binding; zinc ion binding.